Chenopodium quinoa (quinoa) is the source of this 1702-nucleotide messenger RNA. RefSeq names its product elongation factor 1-alpha. The transcript has 3 exons. Gene Ontology annotation, molecular function: GTP binding; GTPase activity; translation elongation factor activity. The coding region runs from base 120 to 1463 and encodes 447 amino acids. The record is from RefSeq and is a predicted model, not a curated record. Gene Ontology annotation, biological process: translational elongation; translation. Lineage: Eukaryota; Viridiplantae; Streptophyta; Magnoliopsida; Caryophyllales; Amaranthaceae.
CCAAAACCCGCCUCUCUCUGCAAACCCUCUUUGCUCAAUUUGCUUCACUCUCAUUCUCAUUCUCAUUCCACCGCGGCUAGGGUUUCUGCUCAUCUUCUGCUUGCUUCACAAAGUUCAUCAUGGGUAAGGAAAAGAUUCAUAUCAGUUUGGUGGUCAUUGGCCACGUCGACUCUGGAAAGUCGACCACAACUGGUCACUUGAUCUACAAGCUUGGUGGUAUUGACAAGCGUGUGAUCGAGAGAUUCGAGAAGGAAGCAGCUGAGAUGAACAAGAGGUCCUUCAAGUACGCAUGGGUGCUCGACAAACUUAAGGCCGAGCGUGAGCGUGGUAUUACUAUUGAUAUUGCCUUGUGGAAGUUUGAGACCAACAAGUACUACUGUACUGUCAUCGAUGCCCCCGGACAUCGUGACUUUAUCAAGAACAUGAUUACUGGUACCUCCCAGGCUGAUUGUGCUAUCCUCAUUAUUGACUCCACCACUGGAGGAUUUGAGGCUGGUAUCUCCAAGGAUGGUCAGACCCGUGAGCACGCUCUUCUUGCCUUCACCCUUGGUGUCAAGCAAAUGAUCUGUUGUUGUAACAAGAUGGAUGCCACCACCCCCAAGUACUCAAAGGGUAGGUACGAAGAAAUUGUCAAGGAAGUCUCCUCAUACCUCAAGAAGGUUGGUUACAACCCAGACAAAAUCCCAUUCGUUCCCAUCUCUGGGUUUGAGGGUGACAACAUGAUUGAGAGGUCCACCAACCUUGACUGGUACAAGGGACCAACCCUUCUUGAGGCUCUUGACUUGAUCAACGAGCCAAAGAGGCCCUCAGACAAGCCCCUCCGUCUUCCACUUCAGGAUGUGUACAAGAUUGGAGGUAUUGGAACGGUGCCAGUGGGACGUGUUGAGACUGGUGUGUUGAAGCCUGGUAUGCUUGUUACCUUUGGUCCCACUGGACUGACCACUGAAGUUAAGUCAGUUGAGAUGCACCACGAGUCUCUUCCAGAGGCUCUUCCUGGUGACAAUGUUGGUUUCAAUGUGAAGAAUGUUGCCGUCAAGGAUCUCAAGCGUGGUUUCGUUGCUUCUGACUCCAAGAAUGACCCUGCCAAGGAAGCAGCCAACUUCACUGCCCAGGUCAUCAUCAUGAACCACCCUGGACAGAUUGGAAACGGUUAUGCCCCAGUUUUGGAUUGCCACACUUCUCACAUUGCUGUGAAGUUUGCUGAGCUCGUUACCAAGAUCGACAGGCGUUCAGGCAAGGAGAUUGAGAAGGAGCCUAAGUUCUUGAAGAAUGGUGAUGCCGGUAUGGUUAAGAUGAUUCCCACCAAGCCUAUGGUGGUGGAGACUUUCGCAGAGUACCCACCCCUUGGUCGUUUUGCCGUGAGGGACAUGAGGCAGACUGUUGCCGUUGGUGUCAUCAAGAAUGUUGAGAAGAAGGACCCAACCGGUGCCAAGGUUACCAAGGCUGCCCUAAAGAAGAAAUAGAAUGAUUUGUCAGUCUGGAAGUUUUGUUUAGGCUCUUGAAGGUUUUCUGUGUACUGUUUUAUGUCAUUUAGAUUCUUGAGUUCUUAUUUUUAUAAGCUGCCCAGAUUUUUGUUUUGUGUUCCUGUGUUACCUACUAGAGUCUCAACAUUAAUUUUACUCUUAUUGAAGUAGAGUUAAGGCUCCAAACUUCCAAUCUUUGUCUUUGAAUGGGACCAAAACAACUAAACAAGAUCUGCAUA